Molecule: messenger RNA, 591 nt
Organism: Purpureocillium lilacinum
Lineage: Eukaryota; Fungi; Ascomycota; Sordariomycetes; Hypocreales; Ophiocordycipitaceae
Biological process (GO): tRNA processing
Cellular component (GO): nucleolar ribonuclease P complex
Source: RefSeq, a predicted model, not a curated record
AUGGCAUCCUCGGGGCAUCAGCAGCAGCUUGCGAGGGAUCUCGACUUCCUCACCGAUGCGGCGCACCUGUUGCGGGAGACGGCGCCAGACGCGUCGGCGCACUUCAUGAGGCAUCGAGCAGACCUCAUGUUCCACAACAAUCUGGACCAGCAUGAGCUCCAACGACAGCACGUCUGCUCUGCCUGCGGACACAUCAUGAUUCCUGGGCUCGGGGAGACGACGCUGAGGCUGCAGAGGCUCAAAUCCCGCCAGCAGGACUGGAAGAAGCGGUCGACUGGCGCGGCCCGGUCGCGGGUGGAAGAGCCCGCGGCGGCGCAGGGACCAUCCAAGGAAUUGACAUGUGGACGCUGCCAUCGCGUCACGAGGGUUACUCUGGGACAACAGCCAGCAGCCGUGCGCGGCCGAGUCGCAAAGGCAUCGGCAGCGAAAAGGACGGAGCAGCCGCCAGUUACAGCAGCGUCCGUGAAGGCCACGGCCAAUGCCAGCAGCAAGAAGCGAGCCAAGAAUCGAAAAGGCGGCCUGCAGGCUCUUCUCGCUGGCCAGCAGAAGCCGGCGCCGUCUCUGUCGUUGGCCGACUUUAUGAAGAAGUGA